Messenger RNA from Anguilla rostrata (American eel), 2832 nucleotides. It is a transcript of the gene ndufv3, whose product is annotated as NADH:ubiquinone oxidoreductase subunit V3. The record is from RefSeq and is a predicted model, not a curated record. Gene Ontology annotation, biological process: mitochondrial ATP synthesis coupled electron transport. The transcript is spliced from 5 exons. Gene Ontology annotation, cellular component: mitochondrion. Lineage: Eukaryota; Metazoa; Chordata; Actinopteri; Anguilliformes; Anguillidae. Bases 236 to 2698 code for a protein of 820 amino acids.
AGAAGGAUUAUGCUAAUGCUUUCGAUACACACGGAACUGUAUAGUUCAUUGGAUGCACGGUACAUAACAUUGAAGCUCAUGUCUGUUGUGCGGAAGGGCAUUCCCUGCCCAACAGGGGAUUCACUGGCGAAGUGAAUUUUACUCUUCAAGCGACAGUUAACGGGGGAGUCUGCGCAGUGGUCGCAGGUACAAGUGUCAGUGUUUCUGUGUGGACAAAAAUAUAAGCAGCACAAAGAUGGCGGCUUCCUUGCUCCGCAUAGGUCGAGUCGGGUCUCUCAAGUGUCUGCAGCUGGAGAGCUGGGGCGUUUUGAGGAGAGCCCCAGCCGCUGCCCUCUGUACCAAGGCUGAUGAGCCCAAGAAGCCGGUAAAAAAGGCCAAGGCUGCAAGUAAGUCUAUAGAGGCCCCAGAUGAGCGGGGCACCCUGCUGGCCUACAAGACCACAGUGGCCUUUCCCACUAAGCUUUGCACCCCAGGCCUCUCUCCCGAGCAGGCUGUAGUUGAUGUUGACCCAGGUGCAAGCCCCCUUGCUGCAGCAGCGGCGGCAGCAGCAGCACCACCACUGCUUGAACAAUCAGCUUCCACUGCUCUGGAAGAGCCCAGCCAUACUCAAGCACAAGUGGACCACGCCCCCUCUGAAGCAGUCGUAUCUGAAACAGUUAUUGCAGAAGCUCCCGCAGCUGAAGCAGUUAAAGCUGAUGACCCCACAGUUGCUACAGAAGCCCCUGCAGCUGAAGCAGUUACAGCAGCCCCUUCAUCAGAAGCAGUCAUAGAUGAAAUGGUUGCAGCUGAAGUAGUUGCUGAAGCAGCCCCUGCAGCGGAAGCAGUCCUAGCCGAAAGUGUUGCAGCUGAAGCCCCUGCAGCUGAAGCAGUUGCUGAAGCAGCCCCUGCAGCGGAAGAAGUAUUUGCUGAAAGGGUUGCAGCUGAAGCAGUUGCUGAAGAAGCUCCUGUAGCUGAAGCAGUUGCUGAAGCAGCCCCUGCAGCGGAAGCAGUCAUUGCCGAAAGUGUUGCAGCUGAAGCAGUUGCUGAAGAAGCUUCUGCAGCUGAAGCAGUUGCUGAAGCAGCCCCUGCAGCGGAAGCAGUCAUUGCCGAAAGUGUUGCAGCUGAAGCAGUUGCUGAAGAAGCCCCUGCAGCGGAAGCAGUCAUUGCCGAAACUGUUGCAGCUGAAGCCCCUGCAGCUGAUGCAGUCGUUGAAGAAGCAGUAAUUGCAGAAGCCCCCACAGCUGAAGCAGUUGUUGAAGAAGCAGUAAUUGCAGAAGCCCAUUCAGCUGAAGCCGUUGCACCAGAAGCUGUUGUCACAGAAGCAGUUGCAGCUGAUGGAGUCGCAGCUGAAAUGGUUGCUGCAGAAGCCUCUGCAGCUGAAGCAGUCGUAGCUGAAGUAGUGGCUUCAGAAGUUCCUGCAGCUGAAGCAGUCGUUGAAAAAGCUGUCACAGCUGAUGCCCCUCCAGCUGAACCAGUCAUAGUGGAAGAGGUUUUGGGAGAAGCCCCUGAGGCUGAAGCAAUUGUCACAGCUUCUGCUAGCAGUUCUGGACCUCCUGCAGAUGGAGCAUCUUCUUCCUCCUCCAGUGACUCGGACUCGGAUUCAGACUCUGACUCAGAUUCCGAGGAUGAGAAGGCAGGACCGAAGCUGAUGGCUGACGCCCAUAUGGAGACAGCGACUAAGUCAGAGAAGGAACCUCUGAUCCUGGCAGCAGUGGAGCUGGAGGACCAGGCCAGCAGGCCACGGGACGAGGGUGAAGUGGUUUCAGAUCCGGCUUCUACAGCCACCCCAGAAGCUGGCCCAGCAGAUGCCGUGGAGGUGCUGCCUGAAGCUGCACCAGAAGUCUCCGUUUCUGAAGUCCCCCAUGUCGACACUCCUGAAGUCGUACUAGCAGGCAGCCCAGAAGCCAUUGACGUUCCUUCAGAAGCCAGUGUGCCAGACGUUCCUGCUGAUGCUGCUGAGUUGGAUGCCCCCUCUGUAGUGAGUUCUGAGGACCUAGUUGACCCUGCGCCUGUGCUAUCGACCGCCCCUGAAGCGGAUACGCCUGCUGAUGCAGUCUCUGAAGAGCUGGUUGACCCUGCCCUUGUUCAUGCGGUUGUUGAAGCUGUGCCUGAAGCAGUCCUAGAAGAUGCUGCUGUCAAGCCAGUAGUCGUUGCCGCCGAGCCGGAAGCCAUUGCCGCCGAGCCGGAAGCCGUUGCCGCCGAGCCGGAAGCCGUUGCCGCCGAGCUGGAAGCUGUUGCCACCGAGCCAGAAUUUAGUGUGGAUGAAGCUAUGCCAGAAGCUCCCACCGAAGUUGUUUCUGCAGCAGAACUUACCUCACCAGAAGCUGUCGCCGACAUUGCUGUUGCCGAAGCCACCCCUGUAGAAACAGAACCCACCAUAGAAGUUGCGGAAGCUGCUGCUGCGGAAGCCGUAGCGGCUUCAGAUGCCGUGAGCUCCGAGGAGCUGGUUGAUGCUGCUCCUUUACUAGCUGAAGCUGCAGGAGAAGAGCUUCCUACAGAGAUUCCUGCUGAAGCUGUGGAGUCGCCUGAGGAAGCUGCCACAGCUGCUGCCCCUCCAGAACCAGAACCAGAACCAGAGCCUGAGCCCUUUGACAACAGCACUUAUAAGAACCUACAGCACCACCACUAUCACAUGUACACCUUUGUGGACAUGGACGUGGAGAUGGCCAAAUAUAGGCUACCCCAGCCCUCCUCUGGACGCCCCUCCCCUCGGCAUUGAGUUCCCCAGCCUGGAGCCAAAACCUAGACACCCCCACCCUCGUCUGUGUGUCCUUUAAUGAAUGUCCCUGUUUAUCCAUGCAUUUCCGAACGUAAUUCUGAUAAUAAAAUACAAGAGUACUUCAUUGAAGCUAA